AUGGAUGAAAAUGUUGAUUAUGAUACUCAUAGGGAAUUGGUUAGAGAUUAUGAGAAAAGGGAAAAAAAUAAUACAGUCUUAGAUCCAUCUUUAUUAAAAGGUUUCAAAGGUGCUAUAUUAAUUGAAUUUUUUGAUAUUUCAACAUUAUUAAGGAAAUUUGAUCGUCAUUUAUUAUUAAACUAUCCUAUUGAACUUUUUUGGCAUACUAGAACAAGACUCAGAUAUUUCAAAAUUUUCACUAGAAUGUUUGAAACUUCAGGUGAUAGAUUAAAAAAAAUCAAUCUACUUUUUGAAACUGGAAAAGAACCUAAUAAUAGAUUGGAUCAACAUUAUGCAGUAUCAAACAUUCCACAGGGUAUACCUUCCAAUAUAUUACAUAUCCCAGUUGUUGAAACACUUCAUCUUGAUAAACUUGAAGGUUAUUCAAUCCCAGAUAUUAAAACGAGCUUGCCUGAUUUAGAAACAAUCCAGAUUGUUUUUGAUGAUCAACUUUAUCAUGAUCGUGAACUUGAGCUCAAAGAUGAAUAUUAUGAACCUACUACCAUAUUAGGCUGUUUGGAACAUCGUAAUGAAAAAUCUAAAUUAGAUGAAUUUUUUAAAACCAGUAAAGGGGAAUCCAUAGAUUUUUUGAAGAAUUUCCAAUUAAAAUAUUUCCAUAAUAAAAAAUCUAAAUUAUUUGAUAAUUUACAACUAUCAAAUCUUGCAAGUUUGUUUAUUGACUCUUCGACCAUUCAUUCAAUCAAAAAUUUGGAUUUACCAAAUCUUAAGAUCUUAAAUAUUAAGAAAUCUGCAAUUUAUGAAAUUUCAAAUUUGGAAUUAAAUUCAUUAACAGGUCUUACAAUAGACCUUUCAUCACCUCAUUAUACUUUAGAAAAUGAGCAAAUGAGGCAAAUUAAUGUAACAGUUCAAAAUAUAAAAUCAUCAACCUUGCAAGACUUCAACCUUACUAGCUCAUUUAAAAUUAAGAAAAUCUCCAACUUGGAGUUCCCAUCUUUAACUUUUUUGGAAAUUCAUUCCACUACAUUUUCUUAUUCACAUUUAGAUAAAUUUGGUAAUAUCUUAAAACCUUGUGAUAAACUUGAAGCAAUUAUCCUCACCAACACCAUAGAAAUUCUAAAAUUUCAAAUGACAUUUCCAAACGUUAUUACUCUUUCAAUUACAAAUACUAAUGAACUUGGUGAAUUUGAUAUUAUUAAUAUUGACUCAUCAUUCCCUCAAUUAGAAGAUAUAAUUAUAGAGGGCAUACCAGUUGAUAAUUUAUAUCCAUUGUUUAACAGCACUUCAACUUUGCAAACAAUAUAUAUCUCAUCAUGUCCAAAUUUUAAUGUUGCCAAAAUUGGACCACAAAAUUCAUUAGGUUCUCUAAUGUUAAAAAAUAUGAAAUCAAUAACUGGGUUUAAUGGGAUUUGUUUACCCGUAUUAACAGAAUUAAUAUUGGAAACCAGUGGGGAAAAUCAUCUCAUCAUAGAAAAUUGUUCAUUCCAAAUUUUAAAAACAUUGAUGAUUGAUACAAAAGUUAUUUUCUAUAUGACUUAUGAAGAAUCAUUAACAUUCUUAAAUAAUGAAAUUCCACAACUUCAAAAGUUAAUCAUAUCAGGUUAUAAAAUAACAAACCAUUUUUCAACAACCCCAUAUCCUUUAUUAGAACAUCUCAAAAUUGAUAGACUCAAAUCCAUAGAAAUUUCACCAAGUGCAUCCCUAAAGUCAAUAAACCUUUCCCAAAACUGCACCACAAUGAAUAUAAACAAGAGUAAUGAACUACCUAAUCUACAAGAAUAUAAAGAACCUAAGAAGAAUGAAAUUUUGGAAACCGUAACUAAGAGAAGAAAAGUUGAUCAAGAAGAUUUUGCUAAUUUACUUAAUUAUGUGAAAAAUGAGAAGGGUGUUGAUUUGUUUCAAUUUUUACCAAAUUUCAAUAUGGAUGGAUGA
Messenger RNA from Hansenula ciferrii, 1929 nucleotides. Its product is annotated as Internalin-I. The record is from RefSeq and is a predicted model, not a curated record. NCBI's taxonomy places the organism in Eukaryota, Fungi, Ascomycota, Saccharomycetes, Phaffomycetales, Wickerhamomycetaceae. The coding region runs from base 1 to 1929 and encodes 642 amino acids. The transcript has a single exon.